This is a messenger RNA of Notothenia coriiceps (black rockcod), 904 nucleotides long. RefSeq names its product ADP-ribosylation factor-like protein 4D. The annotation marks the transcript as partial. Gene Ontology annotation, molecular function: GTPase activity; GTP binding. NCBI's taxonomy places the organism in Eukaryota, Metazoa, Chordata, Actinopteri, Perciformes, Nototheniidae. The record is from RefSeq and is a predicted model, not a curated record. The transcript is spliced from 2 exons.
CGGGGGUUCGUCGGUUCGCUCCGCUCGUGCUUCGUUCAGCGCUGCAUCCAUCCCGCUCCCAGUCUUCGUCGGACCAACCUGGGAGUAGUAUCCGUCCUGCGGCUUUGAAAACAAUCGUAUCGGGAUUAUUUGGCGUUAAAACUAGGAUACUGUUCGACAAUUCGUCUUACUGCAACAACAAGCUCAACAAUAUUGGAAGCGCUCACAGUGACUGCAGCUCUAUCCUGAAGCAGCCUUUGAACUGAGGCCUGGAGUGUGCCCUGCUCUCCAGCCAAACGACUCCUCCUUCUCUCUCCCGUCGCCUCCAAAGUGACACACUUUUUUUUUGUUGCUGUCAAGGACACUGAUUGCACGUGAAUCUCAGGGAGACAGUGGGAGUUCAAGGAAGAAACUAAUUCCCAUCUGAUUCUCAAGUCCUAUAAAUCUCAGGAAGGAAUAUCUCCCUUUACAGGAGCUAAACAUGGGGAACCAGUUAACAGAAAUCGCCCCCAACCCCCCGUUCCUCCCCAGCUUCCAGUCUUUACACAUUGUGGUGAUUGGUCUGGACUCAGCAGGGAAAACCGCCCUCCUCUACAGACUCAAGCUGCGGGAGUUUGUGGAGACGAUCCCCACCAAAGGCUUCAACAUGGAGCGGAUUAAAGUGUCCAUGGGGAACUCCAAAAGCAACAGCACCACGUUACAGGUGUGGGACGUGGGCGGCCAGGACAAACUGCGGCCCCUCUGGAAGUCCUACACCAGGAGGACGGACGGGCUGGUGUUCGUGGUGGAUUCUGCUGAGUCGGAGCGCAUGGAGGAGGCCAAAGUGGAGCUGCACAGGAUCGCCCGGUCCGCAGAGAACCAGGGGGUGCCGCUGCUGGUUCUGGCAAACAAACAGGACCUGGGUGGAGCCGCUUCAGCUGCAGAG